Molecule: messenger RNA, 3226 nt
Organism: Oncorhynchus masou masou (cherry salmon)
Lineage: Eukaryota; Metazoa; Chordata; Actinopteri; Salmoniformes; Salmonidae
Exons: 2
Coding region: 2366-3085 (239 amino acids)
Source: RefSeq, a predicted model, not a curated record
UCCUGGCAGCACCAGGCAGAGACACAGUUAUUAACAGGUGAAUGUUUGGACAGGGGAAUAAUACCAGGCAGCACUACCCCAGUCUGUGCUAUUCAUGGCCUACCUGCACAUGGGGGAAAGUGAGUGCCACCUCAGAAUGGAGGGGAAUUAGCAAGACAAAAGGCACGCCGUGGCUAACCUCACUAUCCACAGGACGAGAUAAAGCAGGAUAGGGUGGGGGGCUCAGGGAGAACGACUAAGGUCAUUUUUGUGGAGGGGUGUAUUUAAAGGACAGGUGGUUCAGCCACAAUGCAAACAUAGAGGAGGAGACAGAAAUCUAGAUGAGUUGUUUUUGUUUUCACAACUUUGACUCAAUCAAGGAGGGAACGUGGUGGUGGGGAGGAAAGGUUUUAGAGGGGAUUUGUAUUUGUGUGGGUUUGGGAGUGGGAGUGGUCUGUCACUGUUCAGUGUUUUAAUGUGUAGAUUCGCAUUCUGUGUUUGGUGUUUAUGAGGCUUGUUCAUUCUUUCCAAUCAGGUCACUGGAAGACAGUUUUUUUUUGCAGACAGCUAAAAUGUGAACUUAUUGUCCCUAAAAACCUCUGAAUAUAUUUCAAAAACCCAUAACAGUCUAAGCCAUGUCUGAGGGGGUUCUACUAAGCUAUAUGGAAUUGGUCAUACCAAGAACCAUGUGGCUAUUUGAUUUUGAAUUGGAAUACCCCUUGAAGUAUAAAAAAGCCCAUACAAAUGAAUUGAACAACAGAUUCACAACAGACAGUCCCAAAAUAAAAAUGGAAAGGACGUUUGUUCUGAAGUGUGCGUCCUAUAUCUGAGAGAUAUAACCCCUGAUUCUUGGAACUCUCCAUAUAGACUUCCAUACAUUUUUUCAACUGGCACCGGGGGACCUUCAGAUGAGUUUUGUGAGGCCUGUGGACGUACUAGAGCAAAGCAACCGACACGUACUGUAGGUGUUCGUGAGAGUCAUAAUGAGUAAGGAUAACUUGGCUAUUGUAACGGUUUUCUUUAGUUGAAGGAGAGGCGGACCAAAUGCAGCGUGGUUUCUAUUCAUGGUUAUUUAAUGAAGAAAACUAUACAUGAACAGACUAACAAGAACCGCGAAAACCUAAACAGCCCUAUCUGGUGCAAACACAGAGACAGGAACAAUCACCCACAAAACCCAACACCAAACAGGCUACCUAAAUAUGGUUCCCAAUCAGAGACAAUGACUAACACCUGCCUCUGAUUGAGAACCAUAUCAGGCCAGACAUAGAAAUAGACAAACAAGACAUCCAACAUAGAAUGCCCACUCAUAUCACACCAUGACCAAACAAAACAUAGAAACAUACAAAGCAAACUAUGGUCAGGGUGUGACAGCUAUGUACACAGGGUACCAGUACUGAGUGGAUGUGCAGGGGUGUGAGGUAAUUGAGGCAGAUAUGUUCAUACUGUAUAACUAGGAAUAAAGUGACAGAUAGUAAACAGUAGUGCAGCGUAUGAUGAGUCAAAAAAGUUAGUUAAAAAGUUUAAAAUGCAGGUAGUCUAGAUAAGUAUUUGGUUAACUAUUUAAUUAACUAUUUAGCUGUCUUAUGGUUUGGGGGUAGAAGCUGUUCAGGGUCCUGUUGGUUCCAGACAUGGUGAGUCAGACCCACCUAAGCCUAUAUUAGUGUCUGUGAAAUGAGGUGCAUAUCCUUUACAUGUGGACUGUGAAGUCACCACCACAUACAGUACACUAGAACAGGCUGCAAUAACACUGAUAUCCUGGCUCACAGGAAAAGGGUGUAUCUAGGUAGGGGGAGAGGAAGAGACGAAUAAAUGUUUAACACACCCCUCUUGUCCACUGCUGAGCUACACUGUUCUGCUCCCUCUAGUCCACCUCUGAGCUACACUGUUCUGUUCCCUCUAGUCCACCACUGAGCUACACUGUUCUGUUCCCUCUAGUCCACCGCUGAGCUACACUGUUCUGUUCCCUCUAGUCCACCGCUGAGCUACACUGUUCUGUUCCCUCUAGUCCACUGCUGAGCUACACUGUUCUAGUCCACCGCUGAGCUACACUGUUCUGUUCCCUCUAGUCCACUGCUGAGCUACACUGUUCUGUUCCCUCUAGUCCACUGCUGAGCUACACUGUUCUAGUCCACCGCUGAGCUACACUGUUCUGUUCCCUCUAGUCCACCGCUGAGCUACACUGUUCUGUUCCCUCUAGUCCACCGCUGAGCUACACUGUUCUGUUCCUGUAACGGCGUUCUUCGUUUGUUGAAAGAAAGUCGGACCGAAAUGCAGCGUGUUGGUUACUCAUGUUCUUUAAUGGAACAAAUGACGAUACACGAAAUUUCCGGCUCGGGACGUGGAGGCUUCUGGCGGCUUCUUGCAGACUGACAGCUCUGACUGUUCCAUGCAGACUAACAGCUUUGGCAGCUCCUUGCCGACUGGCAGCUCCUUGCAGACUGGCAGCUCCUUGCAGACUGGCAGCUCCUUGCAGACUGGCAGCUCCAUGCAGACUGGCAACUCCAUGAAGACUGGCAACUCCUUGCAGACUGGCAGCUCCUUGCAGACUUGCAGCUCCUUGCAGACUGGAAGCUCCUUGCAGACUGGCAGCUCCUUGCAGACUGGCAGCUCCUUGCAGACUGGCAGCUCCUUGCAGACUGGCAGCUCCUUGCAGACUUGCAGCUCCUUGCAGACUGGAAGCUCCUUGCAGACUGGCAGCUCCUUGCAGACUGGCAGCUCCAUGCAGACUGGCAGCUCUAGCUGCUCCAUGCAGACUGGCAGCUCUGGCUGCUCCAUGCAGACUGGCAGCUCCUUGCAGACUGGCAGCUCCUUGCAGACUGGCAGCUCCAUGCAGACUGGCAGCUCUGGCUGCUCCAUGCAGACUGGCAGCUCUAGCUGCUCCAUGCAGACUGGCAGCUCUAGCUGCUCCGAACAGGCAGGAGGCUCCGGCAGCGCUGGAGAGGGAGAAAGCGCUGGCUGCGCUGAACAGGCGAGGCGCACUGAAGGCCUGGUGCGUGGUACUGGAACUGGUGGUACUGGAUCGAGGGCACGCACAGGAAGCCUGGUGCGGGGAGCUACCAUAGGAGGACUGGUGUGUGAAGGUGGCACAGGAUGGACUGGACCGUGAAGGUGUACUGGAGAGCCUGAGAGCAGGACUGGCACAGGACGUGCAAGGCUAGCCCUUGUUUUGAAUAGCUGGUCUGCAGUCAAGUCUCCCAGGACGAGUGAGCGUUGCACCACAACCCAGCCCAGAGUGGAAACUGGCUCC